This is a messenger RNA of Felis catus (domestic cat), 2524 nucleotides long. RefSeq names its product calcium binding protein 4 (gene CABP4). The record is from RefSeq and is a predicted model, not a curated record. The coding region runs from base 72 to 896 and encodes 274 amino acids. The transcript has 6 exons. NCBI's taxonomy places the organism in Eukaryota, Metazoa, Chordata, Mammalia, Carnivora, Felidae. Gene Ontology annotation, molecular function: calcium ion binding.
AGCUUUAUGGUCCCUGAGAACCAAGGGUGCUCCCUGGUGCUGCAUCUCAGAGUUCUGUCGCCCCUCUCCACAUGGCCACAGAACAGGCGAAGGGGCAGCAUGGCCCAGACCCCCAGAAGCCUCCUGUGGAGGCUGUGGCUUCCGGGAGCGGUGCUGAGGGCCUGCCCUUGACCAGGAGGAGGAGCAAGAAGGACAGGGGACUCCGAGGGUCCCGGAAGGGUGCUGGUGGCUCCGAGGAGCAGACCCCCAUCCCUGGCCCCGAGGCCCCAGGGAGCAGCAAGAGCCUCUCUGGGAGUGGAGAAGGGCAGGAGGGGACAGGCCCUGCAGCCCCCAGGCCAGCCGGUCGUCGCCAGUCUCACCGACACCGCCCUGGCACCCAGCACGAUGCUGCCCAGAAGACAUACGGGCCCCUGCUCAACCGCAUCUUCGGGAAGGACCGCGAGCUGGGCCCCGAGGAGCUGGAUGAGCUUCAGGCCGCCUUUGAAGAGUUUGACACUGACCAUGACGGCUACAUCGGCUACCGGGAGCUGGGCACCUGCAUGCGGACGCUGGGCUACAUGCCCACUGAGAUGGAACUCAUCGAGGUCUCCCAGCACGUCAAGAUGCGAAUGGGUGGCCGCGUGGACUUCGAGGAGUUUGUGGAAUUGAUGGGCCCAAAGCUGAGGGAGGAGACAGCACACAUGUUGGGGGUGCGGGAGCUGCGCAUCGCCUUCCGAGAGUUUGACAGGGACAGAGAUGGACGAAUUACAGUGGCAGAGCUGCGGCAGGCAGCACCUGCUCUGCUGGGGGAGCCGCUGGCGGGUCCUGAGCUGGACGAGAUGCUCCGAGAAGUGGACCUCAACGGGGAUGGCACCGUAGACUUUGACGAGUUUGUGAUGAUGCUUUUCACCCACUGAAGUUCUAGAAGGGAGAAUGCGUUACCCCGCUGGCCCCAGGCCAGCAGGGUUCAUGCCGUACGCCCUCCCCCUGAGGCCUCAGAAUGGAAGACCACCCAGCAGCCCUCAGGCUUCUUCGGUCCUUGACAACACCUGGCUGGAGAGCUGGCUCGAUGUCACCCACCCCCCUUCAUUCUCACCUUCCUCCCACCUGAGCUGCCCGGAGGGAACCUGCACUCCGCCGUCCAUCAUUCUCCAGGGUGAGCAAGAUUUGGAUCUCUCCACACCCUCGGUGGGUAGCAAGCUCCCUGGCACCGCAGUAUCAAAGACAGGGGCGGGGCGUGGAGUUGGGGGGAUUCUGGAAACAUGGUGAAUUGAGAGCGUGGCUGGAUGCCUCCCACUACCCGUGUAAAAAUGUUAAAAAGACAAAAACUGAACUUGAAAGAAAGCCAGGGAUGACCCCAGUACUAAAGACAAAGCAAGAACUCAGAGCCGGGUGGCAGGAGAGAGGGGACAGCAUGGGGGCUUCAGAUGUGGAGAGAGGUUCAGAAGCCUGGGCUCUGACACCCACGGAUGACAGAAGACCUGUAAGAGGCUGGGGAACAGGACAGGAGCCUGAGCACCUUCCCGGGUCUCAGAGGGCUACCCUGUUCUUGAAAAGGGGACCAAAAGAUACCUCCAUCUACCAGCGUGAGAAAGUAGCAAGGGUACGGACGUCUAGGGCCUUGAGUGGACAAAGCUACCCUAAGGAACCCGGGACUCAGGCUGGCACAUGAGGCAGGAGUGUGGUCUAUCUCCACGGUACGGGAAGCUGAAGAAAUAGGGAGAAGAUACCGGAAGAGCACUCCUCAACCCAGAGCACAUGGGACUUAACAAACAACAGCCCUGUCACUUCUGAAGAUGAACUCAUGACAAAGAAUCACAGAUCACAUGGGAAAACAAGUCCCCGUGAGGGAGACGAGGCAGAUGCAACAAACAGGAAAAUCAGCACCCCCAAGCGUAAGUAACAGAAAAAUCCGAAAGAGACCACAAAGUCAAUGCAAACAGAAAUGAUAUAAAAGAAGGGAGAGAGGCCAAUAGGUAGUAACGGGAUGGUAGGAAACAGAAUAGGAAGAUUAAUAAGAAUAAAAGCAUUUCUGAAAAUAAAGGAGAUAGCCAUUGGAAUAAAAAAAAAAUCAACGGGUUGGUUAAACAGCAGAUUAGACACCAUCUGAGAGAAGAUUAGUGAACGGGAAGCUACAUCUGAGGAAUCACCUAUAAGGUAGCCCUGAGGGAUAAACAGGUGGCAAAUAUUAAAGACUAGUUAAAAAUCAUCAGGAGUCUCAGGAGAAAAUACAAAGAAUGGACACGAGGCAACCCUCAAAGAUGUGACGGCUGAAACCCUUCCAUAAAGACUUCCACAAAGACAAAUGCCCAGAUGGAAGGAACACAGUGGAGCCUCAGAAGGAUGAACAGAAACAAAUAUAUAUCUAGAUGCAUUCCAGCAGAACUCAGAACACAGAAGAAAACCUUAUACACAAUUCAACUGGAGACAAAAGUCAGAUUACUUACCGAGGAGCAGAAAUUAGGCCCUACGAAGGCUUCUUCUUCUUCUUUUUUUUUUUUUUUAAUGUUUUAUUAUUUAUUUCUGAGAGAGAGAGAGAGAGAGA